AUCAGACCCUUCGACCAAGCGACCGCAGCUACGUUCGUAAAUCCCUCGCUUCCACUCCCACGGGGCGUAUCCCUCCCCCCCCGCCGCUUCGUAGCGCGCAUCAUUUUAUGAGGGCGUUCUAAGAUUGACAAGCCCCGAGCCGCAACUAUUGCCACAAUUCUAUCCCCGCCCACAGAACGAGGCGGGGCUUCGGCGCCACGAGGGGAGAAGGACUUUUUAGUCCUGCCGUUUCCACAGCGACGCGGCCGGGCAGGAGGGCAGCCUGCGCAUGGCGGAAUGGCAGCUGCUUCGAGUGCUGCGCGGCGGGUCUGGGACUCGCUCCCUCCCUCGGGCAGCGCGGGGGCUGCAGCGCCCGCCCAGUGGCUUGGCCAGCCUGAGCAACCUGGAGCGCCUGAGCUUGCGGGACAACCGACUGUUCAGUCUCUCCCACGAAAUGGCGGCCCUGAGCCGGAUGAACUGAAGAAUUUAGUACUUCUCAAUCUGAACAAGAACCAACUAAAGUAUCUUCCUUCAGAGAUUUGCAGGCUUGAAAAUCUUGAAUGUGUGAGUUUGGAUAAUAACGAACUGGAAAAUAUUCCCAAAGAAUUUUGUUGCCUUCAGAAUUUGCAUGAAGUUCACUUAUCCCACAAUUUCAUCACCACAUUGCCUGAAGAGAUCAAACAUCUGACAAAACUCAAGAUCUUGAUUUUGUCAAGAAAUAAAAUAGAAUACCUCCCUGAUGGAAUCUGCAAGCUGAAGAGGCUUAAGGUUCUUGAUGUUGCAGGAAAUAAUAUCCAGAUUUUUCCCAAAGCAAUGGGAUGUCUUCAGCUUGAGGAACUUUACUGUGAAGAUAAUCCAUUGCUUCAGAAAAACCCAGUUAGUGCUAUACAAGAAGACGACAUUCUCACUCUUAAGGAAAUAACAGCAAGAUUUAUUUUCACUCAACUGGAAAACAGAAACCUCCUUUUAUGCACAGCAAUAAAAGGAAACUUAAAAGCGCAGAAUAUGCUUUCCCAGAGGCAAGAAUGUGCUCAGUGUGGACAUAGCUUUCUGAGCAUGUGGCUAGAAUGCGUGCACUUCAUAGAUGUAAAACAGAAGCGAAUGAAGACAAGCAAAAACUUGCAGCUUUUACCUGUCAGGUCAUUACUGUGUUCAUACAAAUGUUUUUACCACCGUGACCAUGGACUCUUUGGAAUCUCUGUACUGUAGAGCAAACAGUGAAAUGGUGCCUCAACCUUGCAACCAUUGCAGCAUUCUCAAGACUUUUAAAAACCGAAGCCAGUAUUUAUAGCUGCAUCAGUAUUUAAUUUAAAACAUACAGUUUUCUUGGAAUAGUGAUUUUGGAGAAGUGAUGGCUAGUGGUGUG
Molecule: messenger RNA, 1345 nt
Organism: Python bivittatus (Burmese python)
Lineage: Eukaryota; Metazoa; Chordata; Lepidosauria; Squamata; Pythonidae
Source: RefSeq, a predicted model, not a curated record